This is a messenger RNA of Dimorphilus gyrociliatus, 3344 nucleotides long. The record is from the annotation of a GenBank genome assembly. NCBI's taxonomy places the organism in Eukaryota, Metazoa, Annelida, Polychaeta, Dinophilidae.
AUCGCGCAUGCGUAGCUGGUACAUCGACGUGUGAGAAUCUACUGUGGCGGUGUUUCUUAUAUAACUGCAACUUUGUCGUCUAAUUAAAGAAUAUGCACGGUUUCAGAAGAGAUAAAAAAGAAGAGGAAGAUGGUAAUUUAUACUUAAUCUAAACAUAGAAUCGUGUUCUUCUAUAUUCAAGGGUUUUAAAUAAUGAUUCUCUAUUCAUCUAUACAGGCAAAAAGAAAAGUCUGUUUAGUUUAAUUUUUAAAGCACGUAGUGUUAUCUCUCUAUAUAGUGUGUCUUAGCUCUGUUUUAGGUUGUAUUUUAUAAGGUGGUUUGUGUCAUGAUCAGUAGAUAAAUUCUUUACCAGCUUUCUUCUCCACCCUAUAUCGAUAAUUGUAUACACAGUAUUUAUUAAAUUGACACAUGGGCAUCUACACAUGUAUAUGAGGGGAAGUGUUAAGAAAGUAUCAGAAUAGUUUUUAUCAAUGUAUUCGUCUUUGGCUUUUAUUGUUGAUAUUUUCUAAACAGUAUUCAUAUGCAUGAUUAUUUUGACUGUUGUUAAAUGAGAGAAUAGUAUUUAAUUGCCUUUUUUUUAAGGAUCUGGGAGUCAUUCCCUUCUUCAUUUGGACAAGAGUAGUGUUCUGCAAGAAGCUAGAGCAACUUUUAAUGGAACACCGGUUGUUGCUAGAAAAUGUAGUCACGUUUUGACAAAAAUUCUGAUGGUUUUAAAUCAAGGGGAAGCUAUAGGAAAGGAGGAGGCAACAGAAACGUUUUUUGCUAUUACCAAAUUAUUUCAAUCUCGUGAUCAAGCGGUUCGAAGAUUAGUUUAUGUUUGUAUUAAGGAUAUGGCAUCUAUUUCCAAUGAUGUGAUUAUUGUAACAUCAUCUCUGACAAAAGAUAUGACUGGUAAAGAAGAUGAAUGGAGAGCUCCAGCAAUCAGAGCUCUUUGUCGGAUCACAGAUGCUCAAAUGCUGCAAAGUAUUGAAAGAUUAAUGAAACAAGCUAUGGUUGACAAAACCCCUCAAGUCGCUUCGGCUGCUUUAACAUCUAGUGUUCACGUAGCAAGAACUAAUCCUGAGGUUGUUAGACGUUGGUUAAAUGAAGCUACUGAGGCAGCUUCAAGUAGCGGAGAAGGACUCGUGCAAUAUCAUGCGAUUGGUCUUCUCUAUACUGCCAGGAAACAUGAUAAACUCGCUGUUAGGAAACUGGUAUCUAAGCAUGCUCGUAUCGCCAAUAGAUCAUCGUUGGCUUGCUGCUUACUUAUUAGGAUAGCAGCUAAAGCUCUUGAAGAAGAUGAUUCCGUUCCAAAUUCUGGAGAGAUGAUGGAUUUUAUCGAGGGUUGUUUGAGACACAAGUCGGAAAUGGUUAUAUACGAGGCAGCUCGCUCUUUAGUAGGAUUAAACGCUACAAAUCCCAAGGAGCUUGCUCCGGCAGUUAGUGUACUCCAGUUGUUUUGCUCCUCACCGAAACCAACUCUGCGAUUGGCUGCUGUCCGAACACUUAGCGCUGCAGCAGCUAUUCAACCUGCUGCUGUUAGUGCCUGUAAUCUUGACUUGGAGAAUUUAAUGAGCGAUGGUAAUAGAAGCGUCGCAACGUUGGCCAUGUCAACUUUACUAAAGACUGGUGGGGAGUCCUCAGUUGAACGACUCGUCAAACAAAUAUCAAGCUUUAUGGCUGAUAUUGGUGAUGAACUAAAAGUAGAAGUUGUAAGAGCUGUAAGAUCACUGUGCGAAAAGUUUCCAAGAAAGGCGUCAACCUUGAGUGCUACAUUAGCUCAGAUGUUAAGAGACGAAGGCGGCGUUGAAUACAAAUCAGCCUUGGUAGAUGCUCUAAUUGCUGUCCUCCAUGAUGAUAAUGAUGCAAGAAAUGCAGCAUUGUCGCAUUUAUGCGAAUUUAUCGAAGAUUGUGAACACACUAGUUUAGCUACCAGAGUUCUGCAUGUACUGGGCCGUGAAGGUCCAAAGACAGCGCGUCCGGCUGCUUUCAUUCGAUACAUCUACAAUCGAGUUAUUUUGGAAGCUGCAGCAGUUCGAGCUGCUGCUGUUACAGCUUUAGCACAAUUUGGUGCUCACUGUCCACAAUUGCUUCCGUCUAUUUUGGUUUUGUUGAGAAGAUGUGCUUUAGAUCAGGAUGACGAAGUUAGGGAUCGCGCCACACUUUACAUCGCAAUUUUUCAAAGUGAGGACCAGAGCCUAAUUUCUUCUUUUAUUUCUGGCGAAAUGCAUUAUUCUGUCACGGCUUUGGAAAAAUCUUUAAAGAAUUAUCUGAAGACAUCCUGUUCUGAAGAAUUUGACAUGAAGACUGUACCAAUUGCAACUCCACUAGAACAAGGUAUCACUUCUGGGAGCGCUCCAGGAUCAGCACCUAUUGAACCGGUUGUUGCUAGGGCUAAAGCGACAGUUAAGGAAGAUCCACUUGAGAAGGUUCCUCAAUUAGCCAAAUACAGUCCUGUAUUCAAGUCUUCAGGACCAUUAGCUUUGACGGAAGCACUAACAGAAUACACCGUUUCGUGCGUCAAGCAUGUUACAGGAUCUCAUGUUGUGCUUCAAUUUACUUGCGAGAAUACGCUUACUGAUCAAUUACUAGAGGACGUUUGGGUUCAAGUUGAAGGUGACUUGGAAAUAGUUGAAAUAGUAAAUAUCGACGAAUUGAAAUGCGGAGUUCAGCAAUCAUGCUAUACAGUUGUUGAACUACCUGACGUUGAUAAUUUAAGUUCAACUUUCACACUCGCUUGUACUUUGAAGUUCAAAGUAAGAGAUUGCGAUCCUACAACAGGCGAAGUUGACGACGGUUCAUACGACGACGAUUAUGUUUUAGAAGAUAUAGAAAUAACUGUUGCCGAUCACAUUCAGAAAGUUUUGAAAGCCGACUGGGCAGCCGCGUGGGAAGAAUUAGGUCCUCAAAACGAACUAGAAGAUACUUUUGCUUUGAGUGCCAUGAAUACACUUCAGGAAGCCGUUAAACAAAUUCAUUCUUUCCUGGGCAUGCAAGCUUGCGAACGAUCCGACAAUGUACCCGAGGGUAAAUAUCAAGCUUUUAACUUAUAUUGCUUAGUUUCAUAUAUUUUUUCUCUUUUUAGGUCGAAGCGCCCAUACCCUACUUUUAGCUGGUGUUUUCCGAGGUGGACAUGCCGUUCUUGUACGCUCUCGUUUGGCCUUGUCAAAUGGUGUAACCAUGAACCUUUCUGUUCGUUCUACUGAUCCUCGAGUAUCUAAUCUAAUAACACAGUCAGUUGGUUAAUAAGAAGCAUAUAGGAACAUAUUUUUUUCUGUCUGUUUAUAAUAUAUUAUCACUAUUUUUUGAGCGAUUUGGCUCCCUUCUUAAUUUAAAAUAAAAAGGAAUACAGAAAUACAAAUUUA